GUUAACCAUUUAAUGUUGCCAAAACAAGACUCUCUGCUCAAGAUAACAAAUUGUAUUAUUUUAAGAACAUGUUUUUUCUUUGACAUGCGUGAACAAACUAUAAGGAAUUAACCUGAAUACUUCUAAAAUUAUCAACAUAUUGGUAUACUUCAUUACUUGGUAUCAGGGACUUGCUUUAGAUAAGUGGGCAAUGAUUCUGUUUCCGGAAGUUAAUUAUGUUUAGAACUGGAUAACUUUUCAAAAAGCAGGUUAAAAUCGAAAUACGUCAUUUGUUCAUAAAAUCUACUCGAAGUAUAUGUUGAGGAAACGUUACACGUCAUUAUAGAAGAAUGAAAGAAAGGGGUCGAAUGGAAAAAAUCUUGAGCUACAUAGUACCUCGGCGUCGCUUGGCCAUUCCAGUACUCUUGUUGAUUGGAACAGCAGUAUUAAUUUUAGCAAGAACUGCAGGCGACAUGCCUAGAAAUACAAGAAGUGUUCCGGAGUUUGAAGAAUACACUUAUGAGAGUCUCCUUAGUACAUUCCACAACGUUACACAAAUUAAUCCUCACGAAUACAACUAUUUACAUUCUCCAAUAAAAAUAUGUAAAGCAAAUGGUAAUUCAGAAGAUCCAGAACUUUUGAUUUUAGUUAAGUCUGAUGUAACGCAUUUUAGUUAUCGAAUGGGCAUACGAUCAACCUGGGGAAACUUUUCCAUUAAUUCAUUAAAGCUCGUAUUUUUAUUAGGAUACUCUUCAACGAUAGAAGAUUUAGUUAGAAGAGAAAAUGACAAAUACCAUGACUUAGUACAGGAAAACUUUAUCGACGCCUAUAGAAAUAACACCCUUAAAACAAUUAUGGCAUUUAAUUGGGCUGUACGGACAUGUCCGGGAACAAAAUAUGUACUAUUUGUCGAUGAUGACUAUUUCGUUAAUGUAAAUUCAGUUACAGAAUUUCUUAAAGUCAAUGCCACAUUAGAAAAUGAUUUGUUCGUAGGCUUUAAGGUUGAAAAUGCAAGAGUUUUCCGAUAUGUUGAAUCACAAUGGUAUAUGACAAAACCUGAAUAUCCCUUCCUUCAUUAUCCACCAUAUAUUAGUGGCGGUGCAAUGCUAUUAUCGAUGAAAACAGCUAUGAUUAUACAGAACUCAUUAGCAUACGUAAGAUAUUUGUACGUGGACGAUGUUUACAUUGGUAUAGUUGUUUAUUUACUCAAUAUCAAUCUCUCUCAUAGUGACCGUUUUGCAUUGACCUUCGCCAGUGAUAACCUUGACAGCUGUCUUGCGGCUCAUAAUUAUGGAUCGCCUGAUAAUUUGAUUCAAGAAUGGAGAAUCUUUCUCAGGAGGCAUUAUGAUUAUACUGUACAUAUAUAUUCACAACAGAUGAAGGAUAUUUUAUACAUGAAUGAUAGAGUACAGCAUUCUGUUUGAUAUUUUCAGCAAUUUUAGUUUCAUAACAAUGAUUGAUAUUUAAAAACAGUUUUAUUCAUAUGACCGCAUUUUUAAGGAUGAUUUCUCUUAAAAAAAAUUUACAAAACACUUUUAUAAAUUAAUGCUUUUUAAAUAACGAAACUAAACAAAAAACUGAAAAAUAAAA
Molecule: messenger RNA, 1569 nt
Organism: Mytilus trossulus (common blue mussel)
Lineage: Eukaryota; Metazoa; Mollusca; Bivalvia; Mytilida; Mytilidae
Product: beta-1,3-galactosyltransferase brn-like
Exons: 3
Coding region: 330-1403 (357 amino acids)
Cellular component (GO): Golgi membrane
Molecular function (GO): UDP-glycosyltransferase activity; hexosyltransferase activity
Source: RefSeq, a predicted model, not a curated record